Messenger RNA from Hevea brasiliensis (rubber tree), 718 nucleotides. RefSeq lists its product as uncharacterized. The record is from RefSeq and is a predicted model, not a curated record. Bases 283 to 618 code for a protein of 111 amino acids. The transcript has a single exon. Lineage: Eukaryota; Viridiplantae; Streptophyta; Magnoliopsida; Malpighiales; Euphorbiaceae.
UUCCAGUUGUGGCGUACAGAAGAGCAAUUGUGAAAAGUAUCCACUCAAAGGACACCGAGCAAACGUCUCCGUUUGGACAGGUAUUAAAUCUAAUGGUCAAAAGUUAAGGCUCUUUCUCCGAUCCUCACAAUUCCAAGGCCAAGCACUCACCAAGCUGUUCAGCUUGUCAACUCUCUCGGCCUUUUUCCACUCGCCAAAGAAAAAGUCUUCCAACAACUCCUCAUUUUCCAACACAAUAAAACCCCACCCCUCCCUUCCAUUUUCUCCAUCCUCCAAACAAAAAUGAACAUCCCCCACAAUCAAAGGCUUCAACUUCCGACCACACAGUCGCCGCCGUCCGAAAACACCACCGCUCACACCAAUCGGGUCCGUAGAAAUCAUCGUCUACCACCUGUAUCUUCUCCUAGGUUACGUCCAUCUUGUACCUGCUCCAACCGUCCUGGUUCUGCCAGGUGUAGCCGCCAUGGUUAUCUUAUUCCUGGUGAUAAGUUGAAAAGGCGUCAAGCGAAUAAAGAGAUAAUUAGGAGGGCCUUGACACCGCCCAAUCGGAAGUUGACCCUUCGCUGGUGGAAUUUCCGGCCAACGCCUAGUCGCUUAUCUAACAUGUCUACUGCUUAAAGGUUGUCUCUUUUUUUUUUUUUUAUAAUGUGACUGUGGAUUGGAAUAACUCUAGACCGUAUGAAAUUCUUUUGUUAAUAUGUAUAUUGUGAUUUUUCAA